Vicia faba (fava bean) is the source of this 903-nucleotide messenger RNA. Lineage: Eukaryota; Viridiplantae; Streptophyta; Magnoliopsida; Fabales; Fabaceae. The record is from the annotation of a GenBank genome assembly.
AUGUAUCGUGGGAAGUUUUCACUUACACCCAAGAAUCAAGUCAAUGACCUAGCAGGUUCAGGUUUUCCUAAUAAUCAACAUAAAAGUCCUCCCGAACCCAUAUAUGUUUCUUCUUCGUCUUCAGAUGAUGAAAGUAACAUGCCUAAUGAUGACGCAUCUAAACAAUUAGUGCUUUAUGACCCUGUGAUAAAUGGAGACAACGCAAUUCAAUCUCCGGAUCCUUUUCAGUGGAAGCCUCCACCGCGUCCACGAAGUAGACCUUCAAGUUCAACUCCUAGAGUUUUGCCAGCAGUUGGUGCUUUCACUGUUCAAUGUGCUUCUUGUUUCAAAUGGAGGUUGAUUCCAACAAAGGAAAAAUACGAAGAAAUACGCGAGUAUAUCCUUCAACAUCCUUUUGUUUGUGAAAAAGCUCGUGAGUGGCGACCCGAUAUAUCUUGUGAUGAUCCAGAGGAUAUUUCCCAGGAUGGCAGUAGAAUUUGGGCUAUUGACAAGCCUAGCAUUGCACAGCCUCCAGAUGGAUGGCAGCGACUUCUACGAAUUAGAGGUGAAGGAAGCAGCAAAUUUGCAGAUAUAUACUAUGUAGCACCAUCAGGCAAGAAAUUGCGCUCAAUGGUCGAGGUCCAGAAGUUCUUGGCGGAUCAUCCAGAGUACAUGACAGAUGGCGUAACUCUUUCACGGUUCUCAUUUCAAAUACCUAAGCCAUUGCAAGAAAACUAUGUGAGGAAGCGUUCCCAUGCUAAAUCAGUUGAACCUGAGCAAGUGAGUCCUCUAGCUUGGGUAAGUCCAGAAGACGGCAAUAAUUCAAAUGAGGGAAGACUUGGGCUUCCUGCUCCCUUCAUGGAAGCAUAUGACCCCGACAGCCAUCCUGCAAAGAAGCAAGCAACUCGGAGUUUUUUUCCAUAA